AUGUUAACUUUCCAAACUCACCAACUUCUUAUGAUCUUUAUCGCUAUCUGUAUAACCCAGUCUGUUUACACUCAACUCGUGGACAUCACAGCUACAUGUACAAUUGGAUACACUCCAAACGGAUACCACGGAAACGGAAUUUGUUUUGAGAGUGCAGAGAGAUUAUGGCAAUGUCCACAAUCAGAGUGUUCGUACGAAGGACACAAAUACGCUCCAAUGCAUGAUUGUCAACACGGAUGGCCACCUUUGACGAGUCAACAAAACUGCGCUGGUUAUAAACUUCAAAAAAAUUAUUACGAGUGUGGUACUGCUGAUGGUAAAACUUAUAAUUGUCCUAUACCUAAAGGUUCUCCUUUCAUCCGAUGUAACGGUUGUAAACCAACUUGA
Melampsora larici-populina 98AG31 is the source of this 387-nucleotide messenger RNA. RefSeq lists its product as uncharacterized. The coding region runs from base 1 to 387 and encodes 128 amino acids. The transcript has 5 exons. Lineage: Eukaryota; Fungi; Basidiomycota; Pucciniomycetes; Pucciniales; Melampsoraceae. The record is from RefSeq and is a predicted model, not a curated record.